AUGAGUUUGAAACUGGGUGAUCAAUUUCCAAAUUUUAAAUUAAAAACAACCAUUGGUGAUAUUAAUCUACACGAAUGGAUGGGUGAUAAAUGGUGCCUAUUUUGUUCACACCCUGCUGAUUAUACACCGGUAUGUACCACAGAACUGAGUCGGGCAGCACAGCUCACACCCGAAUUCACUAAACGAAAUGUUAAAGUUAUUGGUUUAUCAUGCGAUUCUGUUGAAAAUCAUCAUGGUUGGAUCAAAGAUUUACAAUCUAUGAGCGGUUGUGAUAACAAAUGUGACUUUCCUUUUCCAAUAAUUGAUGAUUCCGAUCGUAAAUUGGCAAAAGAAUUAGGUAUGAUUGAUCCGGAUGAAUUUGAUAACAAAGGUUUACCAUUAACCGCCAGAGCAGUCUUCGUUAUUGGCCCAGACAAAAAACUAAAAGCAAGUCUUUUGUAUCCAGCUACAACAGGACGAAAUUUCACGUAUGAUCAGUAUCCUCAUUAUUUACUUAGUAUACUAGGAAAAUUUUGGUGA
Didymodactylos carnosus is the source of this 519-nucleotide messenger RNA. The record is from the annotation of a GenBank genome assembly. NCBI's taxonomy places the organism in Eukaryota, Metazoa, Rotifera, Eurotatoria, Philodinida, Philodinidae.